UUUUUUUUUUUCCUUCCUCUUUACAAAAUUCAAGUCAUGGUUGCUUUGAACUUACCUGCUGACGUCUUGGCCAGCGCUGAUGGCUCUCGCAAGCUUUUCAACAAGUGGUCUUAUGAAGAUGUUGAAGUUAAGGAUAUCUCUCUCCAAGAUUACAUCCAAGUCCGUCAACAUGUGUACUUGCCCCACACUGCUGGUCGUUUUGCUGCUAAGCGUUUCCGUAAGGCUCAAUGCCCUAUUGUCGAACGUUUGACCAACUCCCUUAUGAUGCACGGUCGUAACAACGGUAAGAAGUUGUUGGCUGCUCGUAUUGUUCAACAUGCCUUUGAAAUCAUCAACUUGUUGACCGACCAAAACCCCGUCCAAGUCCUCGUCGAUGCUAUCAUCAACACUGGUCCUCGUGAAGACUCUACUCGUAUUGGUUCUCAAGGUACUGUCCGUCGUCAAGCUGUCGAUGUUUCUCCUCUCCGUCGUGUCAACCAAUCCAUCGCUCUUCUCACCACUGGUACUCGUGAAGCUGCUUUCCGUAACGUCAAGACCAUUGCUGAAUGCCUCGCUGAUGAAUUGAUCAACGCUGCCAAGGGAUCUUCCAACUCUUACGCCAUCAAGAAGAAGGAUGAACUUGAACGUGUUGCCAAGUCUAACCGAUAAAUAUCUUUUACAUAUUUAUCAUUCAUUUUGUAUACAAUUUUUUGCCCAG
Halteromyces radiatus is the source of this 697-nucleotide messenger RNA. RefSeq names its product 40S ribosomal protein S5. Gene Ontology annotation, biological process: ribosomal small subunit assembly; translation. Gene Ontology annotation, molecular function: mRNA binding; structural constituent of ribosome; rRNA binding. Bases 37 to 648 code for a protein of 203 amino acids. The record is from RefSeq and is a predicted model, not a curated record. The transcript is spliced from 3 exons. NCBI's taxonomy places the organism in Eukaryota, Fungi, Mucoromycota, Mucoromycetes, Mucorales, Cunninghamellaceae. Gene Ontology annotation, cellular component: cytosolic small ribosomal subunit; ribosome.